CCCCCCCCGGGGACACCUUAUCUACCAGGUCAAAGCCCUACGACGCCGUUUUCAGGAUGUUUUUGCAAAGCGAUUCCUCUCCGUCAGUGUAAGCAAUCGGUCAUCUCUCUCCUUGCUCUCAGAUCGGAAAAACAAACCAGGCUGAAGACAUAACUUCGCUGAAUAUCUGUGUAGAACACUAAUAUGGCUAGUACAGCUUGUUUCAUGAUUGUUAGUAGGAACGACAUACCUAUAUAUGAAGCUGAAGUUGGCAGUGCACUCAAAAAAGAAGAAGCAGCACACCAGCACCAGUUCAUCUUGCAUGCAGCAUUGGAUAUUGUCCAGGACCUUGCAUGGACAACAAGUGCUAUGUUCUUGAAAGCAAUCGACAGGUUCAACGAUUUGGUGGUUUCAGUAUAUGUAACUGCUGGUCAUACACGACUUAUGCUACUUCAUGAUUCCCGCAAUGAUGAUGGAAUAAAAAGCUUCUUUCAAGAGGUCCAUGAGCUGUAUAUAAAGAUUCUUCUUAAUCCACUCUAUGUACCUGGUUCUCGGAUUACAUCGUCUCAUUUCGAUACAAAAGUACGAGCCCUCGCUAGAAAAUAUCUCUGAGGUCGUCUUGUUGUCGUCCGGAGGCAGGAGCUUGGUAGAUGCAUAUAUGCUAAUAUGGAAAAAGGCUUGCACUUCUUCAAAAUUCACAGUUGAAUCCGUAUAUGACUUGAUCAUGCAUUUUGCCUCUGAUGAUUUCCAUUUUGCCAUCCUGUUAAAGUUAGCAGUUUCAAAUCUCCAUUUCAUACGAUCAAUGAGUCUUGUGUACCUUGCCAAAUUUGGGUCUCACAAUGUUUAUGAUAUGGCCUAAAUGUUCUGUUUCUUUUUAAUUUUGCAAACGGGGUUGUUUGGAUAAACCCCUUUUGUUUUCUAGAGAAUCGAAGAAACAAGAAUUUUGGACGUAUGCUG
This is a messenger RNA of Rhododendron vialii, 936 nucleotides long. RefSeq lists its product as uncharacterized. Gene Ontology annotation, biological process: endoplasmic reticulum to Golgi vesicle-mediated transport. The transcript has 6 exons. The record is from RefSeq and is a predicted model, not a curated record. Lineage: Eukaryota; Viridiplantae; Streptophyta; Magnoliopsida; Ericales; Ericaceae. Gene Ontology annotation, cellular component: cytoplasm; nucleus; TRAPP complex. Bases 184 to 591 code for a protein of 135 amino acids.